Mercurialis annua (annual mercury) is the source of this 537-nucleotide messenger RNA. RefSeq lists its product as uncharacterized. The record is from RefSeq and is a predicted model, not a curated record. Lineage: Eukaryota; Viridiplantae; Streptophyta; Magnoliopsida; Malpighiales; Euphorbiaceae. The coding region runs from base 33 to 443 and encodes 136 amino acids. The transcript is spliced from 2 exons.
UUUUUUAUUUGAAUGUUGACUUUCAAUCAGGAAUGGAUACAAUUGCAACUUUUAUUCAGUAUAAUGGCUAUUGGAAUGAUAAACUCCAGUAUACAAAUUUUUCUGUUAAGGGACUUCUUAUUCCAAAAGAUUCUAGUAUGAAUAAUCUUGAACAAUUAUUGGCAAACCAGCUACAAGUGAAUUUAGAAGAAGAAAAUCUGAAAAUCAAGUAUCAGGUUAAACCAGAUUAUCCACCGCUAAUAAUACAAGAUAAUGAUGCUUUGGUAUUCUACUUCCAAAUGAAAAGCAAACAAUCAGAUCCAACACAGUUUCCACUUUGCAUUGAAAUUGAAAAAAAAAAUGAGAGAUAUAUCAUUAUACGUUUCAUCAUCGAGAUCAACACAACAAAACAUCAACAAAAAUGCAGAAGUUUGUCAACAGCAAGACAACUCAACAAAUAUUGAUAAUUCAGAGUCGGUUUCAAACAUGUUUCAAUAUGCAACAAAUGUCGGAAAUUUGUUAAAUGAAGAUCAAGAAGUCGAGAGCCCGUACGUAGAG